Molecule: messenger RNA, 933 nt
Organism: Anthonomus grandis grandis
Lineage: Eukaryota; Metazoa; Arthropoda; Insecta; Coleoptera; Curculionidae
Product: probable elongation factor 1-delta
Exons: 7
Coding region: 84-857 (257 amino acids)
Biological process (GO): translational elongation
Cellular component (GO): eukaryotic translation elongation factor 1 complex; cytosol
Molecular function (GO): guanyl-nucleotide exchange factor activity; translation elongation factor activity
Source: RefSeq, a predicted model, not a curated record
UCUCUUAUUUCUUUUAAAAACAGCAGGCGAGUGACACGCUGCUCAUCCAUUAAAAUUCACAUAUUUUCGGGCUGCUGUGAAUCAUGAAAGACCUAGUUGGAGAAGUUUGGAUCAAUAAAAAGAUCUACGAUGAUGCAGAAAGUAGCUAUUAUGAAAACCUAUCUAGAGCAGCCUUAACACCACUAGCUGAAGAAGUAGCCAAAACACGUCAGAAGUUAAUUGAAAGUAGGGAUACAUUUUCUAGGGACCUUACUGGUGCUUCACAAUCCAUUGAUGUAGAUGCCAUUAAGUUUAUAGAGAAAAAAGUAGUACAAUGCGAAAAAGCUAUGAAUGAUAUCCUUAAGACUUUGGACUUACUCACCCUAAGAGUGACAUCCCUAGAAAGUACCCUUCCAGCAUCCAAACCAGUACAUGAAAUAAAUUUAAAACAACAACCACAGGUUCAAAAACAGACUGUCAAACAAGAAGAGGAUGACGAUGUUGAUCUCUUUGCUUCAGAUUCCGAUGAGGAAUCAGCUGAAUCUGCCAAAAUUAGGGAGGAAAGAUUGGCUGCUUAUGCUGCCAAAAAAUCAAAAAAACCAGUUCUUAUAGCAAAAUCAAAUGUCAUCCUUGAUAUCAAACCAUGGGAUGAUGAAACUGAUAUGAAAGCAAUGGAGGAACAUGUUAGGAAAAUCGAAGCUGAUGGUCUUUUAUGGGGAACUUCCAAACUUGUGCCUUUGGCUUAUGGUAUUCAUAAGCUCCAAAUUUCAUCAGUUGUUGAAGAUGACAAAGUCUCUAUUGAUUGGUUAACGGAACAAAUUGAAGCCAUUGAAGAUUUUGUUCAAAGCGUGGACAUCGCUGCCUUUAACAAGAUUUAAUUUGUCCAGUACUAAAAAAUUAAUUGAUUUUUUUCUUGUUUUUAAUAUGUUCAUUAAUAAAGGAUUUUUGUCUUCA